Messenger RNA from Copidosoma floridanum, 1194 nucleotides. RefSeq lists its product as uncharacterized. The record is from RefSeq and is a predicted model, not a curated record. NCBI's taxonomy places the organism in Eukaryota, Metazoa, Arthropoda, Insecta, Hymenoptera, Encyrtidae. Gene Ontology annotation, molecular function: RNA polymerase II transcription regulatory region sequence-specific DNA binding; DNA-binding transcription factor activity, RNA polymerase II-specific. Gene Ontology annotation, biological process: regulation of transcription by RNA polymerase II.
GUCGGUAUAUACAUAUAUAUAUAUACUCAACUCGAUCGGUUAGCGCGAGUACAAUGGCUGGGCCCUACCUGUCGCCGCUGGGACCCCAAGCUGACCUCCUCACCGAGUACAUGUUCGGACGUCGCCGUCAGGUCAGUAGACGGAACCGCACGACAUUCACGCCCCAGCAGCUCCAGGAGCUCGAGUCGCUCUUUCAGAAGACCCACUACCCGGACGUCUUUCUCCGGGAGGAGGUCGCCCUGAGGAUCUCCCUGUCGGAGGCCCGAGUUCAGGUCUGGUUUCAAAAUCGUCGGGCCAAGUGGCGCAAGCAGGCCCGGCUCCAGUUGCUCCAGGACGCGUGGCGUAUGCGCUGUUUGGGCCUGGGUAGCGCGGCGCCUCUCCUCCUCCGGCCGCCCGCACCUCAGGAUCGCGGGGACGCUGCCUCGCCGCCUCAGCAUCACCCUCCGGCCCAGAUCGGUAGUGUGGCUCAACAGCAGAACUCGACGACCACGACGCUCGUCACCACGACCACGUCCACGACGACGACCACGAGUGUGCCAACUGCCACGGACAAGGUCCCCGACGUCGGUGCGCCGCCCGUACAGUGCAGGGACUACAGGAUCGGUCUGCCGCCGCUACCGCCGCCUCACGGUUACGGUGCCGUGUCUUUGGUGGAGACGACCAACCGAUCCCCGGAGCGUUCGUUGGGUUGCGGCUGCGGUGGUUCGCCGUCGCGUGGUUCGGCGAGUCCUUCGGCCGUGUCGUCCUCGUCGGAGAGCGAGAGUUCCCGGUCGCCGGUCCACCACCGGCCGCCCCAGGAGGCGGAGAUCGACUUGACCGUUAACAAGACCGGUGGGCCCCUGUCGCUACUUCGGCUUGUACCACCGCCCCCGCCGCCGCACCAACUCUUCCACCAUCACCUACAGCAGCAACAGCUCCACCACCACCACCAUCAUCAUCCUCAUCACCACCAUCUUCUGCAGCACCAGUUGCCGGCCGAUCUCAGUCCGUCGCCGGGCGCCCUGCACUCGCCCGACGAGCCGCUCGACGUCACGCUCAACGGGCCCAACAAGUAAUGGCUCGGGGACCUUUUUUUUUUUUUUUUUUUUCCACCGAUGCCCACUGUCUUAUUCGAUGGGACAGUACAUCGAGUGAGAAAUAAGUUUUGUCUCUAGUCGAGUUUUAUUUAUUUUUUUUUUUUUGACUCUAUUGUGA